AUGUCGUCGAUGCGGAAUGCCGUCCAACGGCGCAAUCACAAAGAGCGCGCCCAGCCCGUCGAACGCGAAAAAUGGGGUCUCCUCGAGAAACGCAAAGACUACAAGCUGCGGGCUGCGGACCACAAGCAGAAGAAGGCCAAGCUCAAGGUCCUGAGCGAAAAGGCUCGAGACCGGAAUCCGGAUGAGUUUUCCUUCAAGAUGAUGUCGUCGCAGGUGGACAAGUCGGGGAAACGGGUGGCGGAUCGGGGCAAUAAGGCGCUGAGUAUGGAGGUGGUGAAGCUGUUGAAGACGCAGGAUGCGGGAUAUAUUCGCACCAUGCUGCAGCAGACGCGCAAAGAGAGGGAGGAGGUGGAGCAGAGGCUGAUUAUGGAGGAACAGGGCGAGGUGCGCGCUGUGAGGGACGGAGAGAGGGCGAGGCACGGCAAGCACAGGGUGUUUGUGGAGAACGAGGAAGAACAAGACGAGUUUGAACCAGACACUUGGUUCGGACGCGGCGAGGAUAUUCCCACUCGCAAUGAGUCGCCUACUUUCGGAGACCUUCAAGACGAGCUAUCGGACGACGACGACGAGCAGCCUAUCCAACGGCCGAACACGUUAUCGAAGAAGCAGAUGGAAGCGCAAGAACAGGCACGGAGAGAAGCGAGGAAGUUUAGGAAGGACAGAGAGCGGGCACAAGAGCGGCACAUGUCAAGGCUGCGGGCACUCAAGAAGCGCGAGAGCGAACUUGUAGCCGCCGAAGAAGAACUAGAGCUCCAGCGUGCAAAGAUGAACAACACAGUCGGCGGCGUCAACAAAAACGGCGUCAAAUUCAAGGUCCGGGAGCGCAAGCGCUGA
Alternaria postmessia is the source of this 834-nucleotide messenger RNA. RefSeq lists its product as uncharacterized. Bases 1 to 834 code for a protein of 277 amino acids. The record is from RefSeq and is a predicted model, not a curated record. Gene Ontology annotation, biological process: rRNA processing. The transcript has a single exon. Gene Ontology annotation, cellular component: small-subunit processome; nucleolus. NCBI's taxonomy places the organism in Eukaryota, Fungi, Ascomycota, Dothideomycetes, Pleosporales, Pleosporaceae.